Messenger RNA from Metarhizium brunneum ARSEF 3297, 768 nucleotides. Its product is annotated as Trypsin. Lineage: Eukaryota; Fungi; Ascomycota; Sordariomycetes; Hypocreales; Clavicipitaceae. Gene Ontology annotation, biological process: proteolysis. The record is from RefSeq and is a predicted model, not a curated record. Gene Ontology annotation, molecular function: serine-type endopeptidase activity.
AUGGUCUCCAAGGCAGCUCUCGCGAUUGCCAGCGCAAUCUUUGCCGUUCAGUCGGCGACGGCCGCGCCGGCCAAGAAUGGCAAGUUCAUCGUCGGCGGAGAGGCUGCCGCCCCGGGCGAUUUCCCCUACAUCGUGGCCCUGUUGUCGAGCAAUUUCCAGUUCUGCGGCGGCACCCUGGUCAACAACGACACUGUCAUCACCGCGGGUCACUGCACCAGCUCAGACGUUUCGGGAUACGAAAUCCGCGCCGGAUCACUGGCCUCGGGAUCUGGCGGCACCAAGGUCAAGGUGCGCUCGGCCACCCGUCACCCCAAUUACAACGCCAACAACCUGGACAAUGACGUUGCCGUCUGGAAGCUGGCCACGGGGAUUCCUGAAAGCGACACCAUCAAAUACGCCAAGCUGCCUGAGCCGGGCUCCGACCCAACGCCCGGCACCAACGUCACCGUAGCCGGCUGGGGCCGUUUGACGGAAGGCGGAGCGACGCCCGACAAGCUGCAAAAGGUGACGGUUCCCGUCGUCGACCGCGCCAUCUGCAAAAAGGCCUACAGCACGCCCACGCCGCUGGAGAUCACGGACAACAUGUUUUGCGCGGGCCUGGAGAAGGGCGGCCAGGAUGCGUGCCAGGGAGACAGCGGCGGCCCCAUUGUCCAGGGCGAUGUGUUGAUCGGCGUCGUUUCGUGGGGCACCGGCUGCGCCCGGCCCAACAAGUACGGUGUUUACACCAGGCUGGCCAACUAUGACAGCUUUCUCAAGAAGUACCUGUAG